ACGCAUAUUGGAAGAAUUGAUGUGAGGAAUGUUGGUGAUUGUCUGUUUACUUUUUUUCUUCCAUCAACAACCGACCCACGCUUUAUGCCGUGAAGCUGCUGGUGCUGGAGUAGGUGAGUCAGGCUCUUAGUAUCAUGAUUUUAAAUUUUUGUGUGAAUUUUCAACAGUCUGGUUUCCUUGAAAAUUUGGAGAGGGAGAGAGGGUGAGAUUAUCAUGUUUGAUUGUCAUAUCAGCAGGUGACAUUUCUCCUACCUUGGAAAUCGAUGUUUUGGAAUACAAAGACGAAUACGUGCUUCCUACAGGCUACGGAGCCACAAUUAUUUGCAGAAGCAAUUGUCCGAAGCUUCGAUGCUCUAUGCAUGAAAAGCCAUAUCAGAUUACUCUACUUUUCAAUGGAACAUUAGCAAAAUCGUGUAGUGGAGGCAAUCCCCAGAAAACAUGCUCUUACUUUAUCCACAAUACUGCAGAAGGUAAUUCUGGAGACUACACAUGCAAAACCUACAACCAAUAUGGCUGCACAAUGGAUACGCUAAGAUUGGUUUUCAAAGGUAAGCUAACUGCUGCUUUAUCUUACGAUCCUACCGUGAAACUGUUACAAAAAUGUUACCGCUUGAAACAGCUUGGCCGUGAAAGGGCACCAUUAAAACCCCAGAAAGCAUACAAAAAAUGUGACAAAAAUCUUCAGAAGAGUGCCAAAGUUGCAUUCUUUGAAAAAGGCCAAAAGGCUCUAAAGACUUCUCAUUAUCAGCACUUGUUCUGUGGACAGCAAUACCAGUAACAUAAUAAAGACGACGGCUCUAAUUAGGAACCAGUCAUUUUGGGCGGCCGAGGACUGCGGGUAUCUCAGGGUUUUAAGGGGGAACAGCCAGGGUGGGGAAGGGUCAGUCGUCGUCAAAUGAGUAUUAAGGGAGAAUUAUAGAAAAGUGACGGUCGAUUAACUGCCAAUGAGGAGGGGUGGGGGAUCAGGUAAGCUUUAUCAUGACACUACCAAAAUCCUGCAGCCACCCCAUUCCUCCCCUCCCCUUCCUUCCUCCAGGCGAUAAAGAGGUGAUGAUGACAACUGCAUAUUUCUGUUUAUUAUACCAUAAGUAUGCCACUUCAAAACAUUUCUGUGUUAAGAUUCAAAGUGAAGAAAAUUUCCUUUUUAUUGCAGAACCAUCACCACCUCGAUUUCUUGUUAAGAAUCCUCGCCAACUUAUCGUGCCCACUAGAGGUGAUGCAACUUUGACCUGUAGCGCGACCGGUAUUCCCCUCCCAGUCAUCAGGUGGUACAAGAAUGGUCAUCCUGUGCCAAGGUCAUCUGCGAUAGAAUUCAAAGGUCACUCGCAAUUAGAAUUGCAGGCUGUUGGUCUUAGAGAUCAAGGGAAGUACUGGUGCGAGGCAAACAGCACAGAAGGAUGGGACAGAACUUCCCCAACGACUUUGAAAGGUGGGCGCUCGAUAUUCACGUAGUUUUGAAAGAUGACUGUUUUAAUGCAAAUUAAGCUUGUUCUUAUUUUUGACCGAUCGACUGCUGGUAGCAGUGCUGUUCUUCUUGACCCUGUUUUAAACAUCCACUCAGGUUGUCGAAAUGCUAUUCAUUAUACCCCGGCGACUGCCUUUUUUUUUAGGACCACCUUAACUCGAGAGAUCGCACUACAUUGUAAAACCUUCUUAACCGAUAAAGUGCGAAUUCCCCCACCUCACGGAUUUAUAAUUCUCUUUUUUUUUCCUCCCACGGUGACUGUAGUCCUUUGGAAACCAGUUUUCUUCACCCAUCCCCAUAGAUACAUUGCCCAUCUUAACAGAGAUGGCUUUGCCGCAGUGACCCUCUCCUGUGAAGCAAGAGGCUUUCCUACUCCUGUGAUCAGUUGGUUGCAGGACAAAACGCUUUUGAAGUCGGAUUCUACCGUAACUCAGAAUGGAGAUACGUCCUCACUCACCGUUGUCUUCACGACGGAAACAGAACAACCCUUAAAAUACCGUUGCCUGGCAACUAAUUCAAUGGGGAAGACUUGGUCCAAGGAGGGGGAAGUAACUAUAAUAGCAUCUGCACAACGAAAGAUUCCCGGUAUGCUCUCACAUUCUAUCAGAGUAAUCAAACGACAAAAGUUAAUGACGCAAAUAUUCCAUUCUAUGUGAUCACAUUAAGAGUUGUAAAUCAUGGCAAACCCAAUAUGUUAAUAAGUUGAGAUAGAUGUGCGAUUUACAUCAUAUAAGGAUAAAUAGACUCAUAAUAUCACUGCAUCUUGUAAUAGAUUAUGAGGUUAUGGGGAUAACAGAGCAUUUGAACUGAACAAAGGAAUAUUGAUUGAUGUUAUACCUUGUUCUCUGGUCUAAACUUGUACGAAAUAUACGCAGACAAUGUAUUGAAUUGUGCAACUUUAAGAUCCUGAAUGGCAAAAGGUUGAAAAGCGUCUGAAAGGGCCAAAUUUGUUACCACUCCUAUUUGUUACCUUGCUAUUUCUUUACCUUGAUACGAACGCGAUUCAUCGACUUCAAUAAGCCUACAUUUUCCUAAACUGAGGUUACCUCAUACCCAGAUCCUCCGUGUAACUUUGACUGAAAUGUUACAACCGCUUGACCGUAAGGGUCUGGGCACGAGACUAAAACAUAGUAAUUCAUUUUAGUAUGCUUUGAUUAAACACUUUUCAAUUUAUUCAGUUUCAGAUGACAAUUCAUCCUCGUCUCUAGGCGUUUCUAAAGCUGUGGGGAUUUCGAUUCCUAUCGGGUCAGCUUUUUUAAUUAUCAACUCAGUCCUAAUAGUUGUCCUCUACAAGAAGUGCAGAAAACCUACCACCGAAAACAUCCAAGUAAGGCGAUACAGUAAAACCUGUAUUAGGCGGUUAUCCACGGAGAAUGGCGGGGUGCCUGCUCAAUACAGGUUAACCGCUUGAUACGGGUUCGACUGUAGUUUGGUUCGAUUUAAAAUCCAAUACUGUUGAAUAAGAAAGGGGAUAGUGUCUGCCGUGUGGUGUGAAUGUAAAGAACUGUCUGACAGUCGAGAGUUUCACUUUUAGUCGCUAGCUUGAAACAGGAACAGUUCAUUAUAAAGAAAAACUAAACCCUGUAACCCCAAAGAGUGAUUGGCUUAUGAUUUCUCCUCGCAUUAUCACCCUCGAAUUAAAUGUAGAGGUAAUGAAAUAAGGAAAUGGUCUCCAAUUUACGAAGCUCCUGAUUGCCAACUAAAUUCUCAUUUUUAGUACCAUAGAUACUAUAAAGGAAAAAGCUUGGAGAAAAUCACUAUCAAUGUAAGGGUGAAAAGGAUUAACUAAGGUAGUAUUACAGACGUUCUUGCGCAUGAAGUUGCAUAAUAAAACUUGUCUCGUGUCAACAACUGAUAAACAACACUUGUUACAUUUCAUUUGCAGAUGGAUCGUGCUCAGCGAUUUCCAAACUUGCACGCGCGUGCAAGCGCCAUGGGCACCCGAAGAGAGGAACCAACAACACUACGUUACCAGAAGAGAGAGAUGGCGGAAAUGACACGGCGAAGCCAAAGUCUUGAAAGCGAUGUCCAAAAUGGUGAUGAUAAUGAGAAUUUAACUCAACGCUGUUAG
Molecule: messenger RNA, 3536 nt
Organism: Pocillopora meandrina
Lineage: Eukaryota; Metazoa; Cnidaria; Anthozoa; Scleractinia; Pocilloporidae
Source: the annotation of a GenBank genome assembly